AUGCGUAAUUUUAUGUGCCACGAACAUUUGAAAAUCGAUUUUCCGCAGCAAAUCACUUUCAUUACGGGACCAAACGGAGGCGGUAAAAGUGCCAUUCUAACCGCAUUGCAAGUGGCAUUUUGUAUUCGUGCUAAUAGCACUGGUAGAGCGAGUCGAUACGACCAAUUAAUUCGAAAAGGGAGUAAUUCGCCUGCGAAAAUAUGUGUGGAAUUAAAUAACAAAGGAAACGGUGCUUACAAACCUUCAGAGUUCGGAGAUGUUAUUUUCAUCGAGCGAGUUAUAAGUACGGCGUCGAUUACUACCCGAGUCUUAAACCAAUCUCGGAACGUUAUAUCAACACGUAAAAAGGAUGUGAUGGACAUGCUACGGCAAUUCAAUAUAAAAAUCGACAACCCUCUCGUGUUCAUGGAGCAAACCACAAUGAAGCAAUUCAUUCAAGGAGACGAGAAGGGAAAGUACGAAAUCCUUAUGCAAGCCAUGAAUUUCAAAUCGCUCCAGCAAUACUUCGACACGACGGACAAGCGACUAUUCUCGAUGAACGAAAAAUUGAAAAUGUGCAAAGAGGUGGAGCUGAAGAAGAAGAGACAUGAGGUCGAAGAGGUGAAGGAGAGCCUGGAGAUGGUGAAAGGUCUGAAAGACAAGGAAGCGAAGCUAAACGAGCUGCGUCGACGUGAAGUCUGGGCAGAGAUUCAGCUCAGAGAAGCGGAGAUUCUGGGUUUGAAUGAAGAGAUGAAUUCGAUGGACUCGGGCAUACAAGAAAUGAGCAACAAAAUCGACCGCGAUACGAAGCUGUUAGAGGAAGCAAUCGCGUCGAACGAGGAGAAAACGAGCGAAAUCGCUGCGUUGAGGCAGGAAUUGGAGAUUCAAAAAGAGCAGAAAGAUGAGAUUAUGCGCGAAGUGGACGAAUCAAUGCAACCUUUGGAAGGAGCUCAGAUCAAACGCGAGCGACUGCAACGCGAAUUGAUGGUGUUGAAGAAGCAGGUCGAGUCGAACCGACAGAACAUUCUGCGAUUGACGGAAAGCAUGGCGAAGCUGAUGGACAGCGAGAACGAAAAGAAGGAAAUCGAGCAGCUCCAUCACGAUUUGAAGAGCUUCGAAGACCAGCUGCAAACGCUUUCCGACCAAACCAUCGCCGUCGAAGCGAAGCGCCAGAAAAUCAGCGUGGAGAUCGCGUCAUCGCAACCGUAUCACGAGACGAUUCGACAAGGAUUGAAUGAAGUGAGAGAAGAUUUGAAUGCGCUGAAUGCUCGAAAGAAGGAGUUGACGGACAUGUCCAACCCACUCACAAAAUAUGGAAACUUGGUCGCCACUCUUCAAGACUUAAUCAGCCGAGCCUCGUGGGAUUCACCCGUUUUUUACCCCGCUGGGGAGUUCUUUUCGGUCCGAAAGGGCUUUGAGAAGUGGCGCGACGCGGUUGAGAUUUAUUUGAACUCCUUUCCGUUGAGCGCCAUUGUGAAUAUUGCGAGUCGUCGAGACCGCGAGGGCGUCAUUUCGCUGGCAUAUCGCCACGGAAUUUCCGAUUUAAACGUGAUUUCCAUCGAUUACGAAGGCGAUCUUCUAAUCAGGGAAGACCAGCUUCCAAUGACGGAAAAGCCGUCGAUUUUGGACGUGUUGGAGUUCAAAAACAACAUCGUGAGGAAAGCAGCGAUCGUCCAAACGCGACUCGAGCGCUGCAUUCUGUGCCACGAUUAUAAAGAAGUGCUGACACUGACGGGCGAUGGACCAACUCGAGCGAUGCCUCGGAAUGUGCAUUUGAUCGUUACGAUUGAGGGAGAUAUCCAUCGUGUGCGACGUGGAAAGCCGUCGCUGACGUCGAAUCGAAAGAAGCCGCAGGGUUUUUUAUCGCUGAAUACGGGGGAGGCGCUGCGGAUGAUUGGCGUUCAUAUCAGAGAAGCGAAGCAGAACGAGGAAGCGUGGAUCCAGAAGGAGCGAGCGUGGUACAACGAGAAUGGAAAACGCCAAGAAGCCAUGAUGGAAAUGAAGAAACAGUUGAGAGAAUUCGAUUCGAAGAAACGUCAAGUGUCGAAUCGGAUCCAGCAGAUUCAAGAUCGAUUGGACCGCAUCGCGCAGGAAGACGGCGAAGGCGAAUUGGCGUCCAUGCGAACGCAGCAGCAGCAAAUUGAGGAGGACAACGCAGAGAAAGAACAGAAAUUGGAGCGAGUUUCGAGCGAAAUCGAAGCGUUGGAUCAGCGAAUUGUGUCGCUGCAAAGCGCAGCGGAUGCAGUAAACGAUCGGUUUCAAGACAUGCGGAAGAAAGUGAGCGAAUUGGAGUCCAAAAUCUCGCGGAUUUCGCAGACAGCUUCCGUGGAUUCGCGGAAAAUCGAGUUGGAGAAUCGCGUGAAACUCACGAAGCAAGCGAAGCACAAGCUGGAAGAAAAGCGCGAAAACUUGGCGAGGCAAAUCGAAGCGAAGAAGGAGGAAGUGAGGAGCAGCGUGGCGUUGCUGGGCGAAGACACGCGAGUGCGAGAGAAGCUUUCGGUGCAGCGCUGUAGGAAGGAAGUGGAGCUGUUCGAAGAGAAUUUGCGAAGGGAGAGGGAGCAGAUGGGCGUUCAGAGCAAUGCGGAGAUCGAAGCGAAGUACGAAGCGAAGAAGAAGGAAUUCGACGAGCUUCAAGCCAAGUACAAAGCGAUUAAACGCGAAGGAACGCGCAUUGAGGAGCUGGGAAAGCGGCAGAAACUCACAUACGAGGAGCUGCGAAACGAAUCCCAGCAGCAAAUCUGCAAGCGAUUCACGCGGUUUUUGUCCCAGCGGAAAGCGGAGGGAAGUGUGGCGAUCGAUCACUCGCGUCAUACGGUUUCGCUGUCUGUGCGAAUGGACUCGACGAGCCAGAUCGAAUCGAGUCAAGUGCAGAAUAUCAAAGUGUUGUCUGGAGGAGAGAAGUCGUUUGUCACGCUCUCGUUGAUAAUGGCGACGGCUCACAUCAUCGAAUCGCCGUUCUUUAUAAUGGAUGAGUUCGAUGUGUUUAUGGAUGAGGCAAAUCGAGUGAUUUCUCUGCAUUCGAUAAUAGAGACGGCUCGGCAGGAGAAGAAGCAGUUUAUUUUCAUUACACCGCAUAAUCUCGAGACGGUGAUUCGGGAGAUGAAUAAAUCCAAAGAAGUAAAAGACAUUGCAAUAUAUAAAAUGAAUGAUCCUCAACAAGGUCGCACGUUUUGA
Messenger RNA from Blastocystis hominis, 3153 nucleotides. RefSeq lists its product as hypothetical. Gene Ontology annotation, biological process: double-strand break repair via homologous recombination. The coding region runs from base 1 to 3153 and encodes 1050 amino acids. Gene Ontology annotation, cellular component: site of double-strand break; Smc5-Smc6 complex; nucleus. The transcript has 3 exons. Lineage: Eukaryota; Bigyra; Opalinata; Blastocystidae. Gene Ontology annotation, molecular function: single-stranded DNA binding; damaged DNA binding. The record is from RefSeq and is a predicted model, not a curated record.